GAUUUACUCACGACACGCACUUCAUUUGGAUAUUUAGAGCUGUACACGGUGUUAUGAAUGUGCUGGUCAUGUAUAUUAUUCAGAUACACGUUCGGAAGCUUUUCUCAGAGUUUUAUCUUUGAAUGACUCCCUGCCAAAUUAUUACAACUGGACUCAACUGGAUUAAGAACAUAAAUACGUUUACUUUUCGCAUUUUUGCCGUCGGUUUAUUCGUCGUCUUACAUUUAAACUUCGGAUAAGUGUCUUUAAUCGUUUGACAAUACGAUUUGCAGUGUUUAAAGGGGCUUUCUUCACUUCUGCAACACGACCCAUUGUUGAUGAAAGGAUGUCAUCGUCUGCAGAAACGUUCUCCUACAUCGAGAUGAGUCGAGUCAGCCCUGCUGGCACUGUCAACAGUACAGACGAUCAUCUACAAACGCAAAGAGAGCCCAGUGACUUAUUACAGGAUGCCGAAUGGUACUGGGCGGACAUAUCAAGGGAGGAGGUGAACGAAAUACUCCACGGCAUGCCUGACGGUGCUUUCCUGGUGCGAGACGCCUCCUGCAAGGUGCAGGGAGAAUAUACAUUAACUGUUAGGAACAACGGCACGAACAAACUCAUCCGGAUCCUCCAUCAGGAGGGCAAAUUUGGAUUCUCGGAGCCUCUGACGUUCAGCUCAGUGCCGGAGCUGAUCUCUUUCUACAGGCACAGGAGUUUAGUCCACUACAACACUUCCCUAGAUGUCACACUGGCUUAUCCCGUGACCCACUGUAACACGGAUCUACCUGUGAAGGAGGAGUUUCUGAGUGCAACCAGAGAAAAACUCCAAGAAUGUUUUAGGGUUUUUCAGAAGACGGCAGAGUAUGACCAGCUCUACGAUACUUGCACUUCGUUAUUAAAGGAAAUUCAAAGGAGGAAAGCUUUCGAGGACAUCAGUAUGACCGAGAUCUCAAAACCACAGUGUUAUUCUCAAGAGAAUUUCCAAAACACGCUCCAGAAAGAGUCUGGGUGUGAGGAGCUGCUGAGGGAGGAGAGCUGGUUUGUGGGAGAUCUGGCUCGCGGUCCAGCAGAGGAGCUUCUUCUUGGGAAACCAAACGGAGCUUUUCUCAUCCGCAACAGCAGCAGCAAGGAUUGCUACGCCUGCUCUGUCGUGGUCAACAGUCAGGUCCGGCACUGCGUUAUCCGCCACACAGAGCGCGGCUACGGCUUCGUCGAACCCUUCGACCUCCACAAAUCUCUGAAGGAUCUUGUUCUGCAUUACAGCCAGACGUCAUUAGCACAGCACAACCAGGCUCUGGACGUCCGGCUAGCCUAUCCAGUCCACAUGUCCAGCGUUCCCACCGUCUGAAAGAUUGAAGUGCACUAAGACUGAUUUCGCCAUUGCGUCUCUUCAUUUUACCACAUGAACAAUGAGCGCAGGGCGUAACAUAAAGGCAGUUUGUAUGUAUCUUGCACUUUCCAAAGCAUUCCUCGUUGGUCAUAAUACUGCAGUACUUGAACAAGUGUUGAUCGAGCCCUUUGUAGACACGUUUACACAUGCUCACCCAAAUAAACAGCCGAGUUUUUGUAACACAAUCGCGCUCUUUUUAAUAGCAACUAUAUAUAGUGCCAGGAUGAAUGCGUCUCGUUACACUAUAUUAAUGUUUUGUGUUGUUUUUUUUAAGUGUAUUUUGUGAAUGUAACGCAGCAAGGUGCUUUUAUCGCUCACUUUAACUCUGAAAUUGCGAUAUAUAUAUGUAUUUUUUUUUGCGCGUCCAUGCGAGGAAGGGUUUUUUGACGCAUGGUUUUAUAUAUAUAUGUUGGUUCCAGAGAAAUCCAAAACUGCUUUUUAGUUUUGUAAAAGCUGAGUUGCCGAUUAAAGAUGGUAAAAACUCUAUAUUUUGCGCCUGUUAAAGAGUCUACAGGAAAUACAUGUGUUGAUUUAGGUUUGCGGCAUAUUUGUAAUGUUUACCUUUUUUUUUUACUAUGCUUUUUUAUUAUUAUUUUUUUUUAGGAAAGCCAGGACUGUGUUGUCGUCUUUCAGGCUGAAUAGUCCAGACACGUCAUAGUUUUAUAUAAUAAAUGAGUUUGUUUGUGGUAAAUAACACAAUGCCAAAAAAACAUAUUAUUUUUUAUUAUGAUUAUUAUUUGUGAUUUUGUCAGCAGCAGAACAUACAGAGGGAACAUUCACCCUCAUUGCAGAGCUUAUUUUUGUUAUGCAUGCUUCUUAAAAAAAUAAAUAAAUGACCGAGAGUAAAUUCAGAGCUCAUGUCUGAUUCUUUAUAUUUAAACGCAUUUCUUUUAAAAGUGCUGCGAUUUGUACGUAUUGUGAAAAAUGCCUGUUUUAAGGUUUAAGUUAAAACUGAGUCUUCAGUACAUGAUUCGUUGAUUCAAAUGAUUCAGUUAGAUUGAGUUUCCAGCUAAAAGCUCACUUUUGCAAAUGAUUCAUUCUGAGCGAGUCUUCUGUACAUGAUUCACUGAUUGAAAUGAUUCAUUCUGAGUGAGUCUGCUGUACAUGAUUCACUGAUAGAAAUGAUCCAUUCUGAGUGAGUCUUCUGUACAUGAUUCACUGAUAGAAAUGAUCCAUUCUGAGUGAGUCUCCAGUAAAUGAUUCACUGAUAGAAAUGAUCCAUUCUUAGUGAGUCUCCAGUAAAUGAUUCACUGAUUGAAAUGAUUCAUUCUGAGUGAAUCGUCUGUACAUGAUUCACUGAUUGAAAUGAUUCAUUCUGAGCGAGUUUUCUGUACAUGAUUCACUGAUUGAAAUGAUUCAUUCUGAGUGAGUCUCCAGUAAAUGAUUCACUGAUAGAAAUGAUCCAUUCUGAGUGAGUCUCCAGUAAAUGAUUCACUGCACUGAUAGAAAUGAUCCAUUCUGAGUUGCGAUAUAUAUAUAUAUAUACAUAUGUAUUUUUUGCGCGUCCAUGCGAGGAAGGGUUUUUUGACGCAUGGUUUUAUAUAUAUAUGUUGGUUCCAGAGAAAUCCAAAACUGCUUUUUAGUUUUGUAAAAGCUGAGUUGCCGAUUAAAGAUGGUAAAAACUCUAUAUUUUGCGCCUGUUAAAGAGUCUACAGGAAAUACAUGUGUUGAUUUAGGUUUGCGGCAUAUUUGUAAUGUUUACCUUUUUUUACUAUGCUUUUUUAUUAUUGUUUUUUUUUUAGGAAAGCCAGGACUGUGUUGUCGUCUUUCAGGCUGAAUAGUCCAGACACGUCAUAGUUUUAUAUAAUAAAUGAGUUUGUUUGUGGUAAAUAACACAAUGCCAAAAAAACAUAUUAUUUUUUAUUAUGAUUAUUAUUUGUGAUUUGUCAGCAGCAGAACAUACAGAGGGAACAUUCACCCUCAUUGCAGAGCUUAUUUUUGUUAUGCAUGCUUCUUAAAAAAAUAAAUAAAUGACCGAGAGUAAA
Molecule: messenger RNA, 3354 nt
Organism: Danio rerio (zebrafish)
Lineage: Eukaryota; Metazoa; Chordata; Actinopteri; Cypriniformes; Danionidae
Gene: pik3r3a
Product: phosphoinositide-3-kinase, regulatory subunit 3a (gamma)
Source: RefSeq, marked validated